CCAGGGACGUGGUUGCUGUAUUUGCCGUGCACCUGGAGCAUAGGCCUGGCCGCAGAGCCGGGUUGUCUUCCGGACUGCUAUAUGCUGUCCUUGUUUGGGGCUGGAGCGGUUCUGAUGCGCGGAGCGGGCUGCACGAUCAACGACAUGUGGGAUCAGGACUAUGACAAAAAGGUUGCAAGGACAGCGAGUAGACCCUUAGCAGCUGGAGAUAUCUCUACUUUUCAGUCCUUCGUUUUUCUUGGGGGGCAACUUAGCUUGGCUCUUUGUGUGCUUCUGUGUCUGAACUACUACAGUAUAGCGCUGGGAGCAGCCUCCUUGUCUCUUGUGAUCACCUAUCCUUUGAUGAAGAGAAUAACAUAUUGGCCACAGUUAGUUUUGGGACUUGCGUUUAACUGGGGAGCCCUGCUUGGGUGGUCGGCCAUCAAAGGGUCGUGCGAGUGGUCUGUGUGUUUGCCCCUGUACGUGGGUGGCGUUAUGUGGACGCUGGUAUAUGAUACCAUAUACGCUCAUCAGGAUAAGAGGGAUGACAUCCUUAUUGGUGUGAAGUCAACAGCCUUACAGUUCCAAGAAGAUACAAAGCAGUGGCUCAGUGGCUUCAGUGCGGCAAUGCUCGUGGCUUUGUGCAUGGCAGGAAUGAAUUGUAACCAGACUUUCCCUUAUUACUCAGCUGUGGCAGCUGUAGGGGCUCACUUAGCACACCAGAUUUACACUUUGGAUAUAGAUAAACCUGAAGACUGUUGGAAGAAGUUUACUUCAAAUCGUACAGUAGGAGUUCUGCUCUUCGUAGGGAUUGUGCUUGGAAAUCUUUGGAAGAGAGAAGACUCAAAAAAGAAAGAAGAGCCUUUAGAAAACAGGUAGGUGAAACUACUAUAAAUGCU
Messenger RNA from Tinamus guttatus (white-throated tinamou), 878 nucleotides. The record is from RefSeq and is a predicted model, not a curated record. NCBI's taxonomy places the organism in Eukaryota, Metazoa, Chordata, Aves, Tinamiformes, Tinamidae.